Messenger RNA from Diutina rugosa, 1398 nucleotides. It is a transcript of the gene RVB2, whose product is annotated as RuvB family ATP-dependent DNA helicase reptin. Gene Ontology annotation, cellular component: Ino80 complex; NuA4 histone acetyltransferase complex; Swr1 complex. Gene Ontology annotation, biological process: box C/D snoRNP assembly; chromatin remodeling; regulation of transcription by RNA polymerase II. NCBI's taxonomy places the organism in Eukaryota, Fungi, Ascomycota, Pichiomycetes, Serinales, Debaryomycetaceae. The transcript has a single exon. Gene Ontology annotation, molecular function: DNA helicase activity; ATP binding; ATP hydrolysis activity. The record is from RefSeq and is a predicted model, not a curated record. Bases 1 to 1398 code for a protein of 465 amino acids.
AUGUCGACAAUUGCCACUAGUUCCGGAGAGUCCUCCAACUCCGGGUUGUCGCUAAUUGCUGCCCACUCGCACAUCACCGGGCUUGGUCUUGAUGACCAUCUUCAACCGAAGGAACUGGCACAAGGGAUGGUGGGUCAGCUCAAGGCCAGAAAAGCCGCCGGCGUCAUUUUGAAGAUGGUGCAACAGGGCAAAAUUGCCGGGCGGGCAGUGCUUAUGGCGGGGCCUCCUCUGACUGGUAAGACUGCCAUUGCCAUGGGUCUCUCGCAAAGCUUGGGGUCCGAUGUUCCCUUCACCCUGAUCGCUGGUUCGGAAAUCUACUCCAACGAAUUACUGAAGACUGAGGCGCUUACCCAAGCCUUCCGCAAACUGAUUGGUAUCAAAAUCAAGGAGGAGACUGAGUUGAUUGAAGGUGAAGUUGUCGAAAUCCAAAUUGACCGCUCGUUGACUGGUGGUCACAAGCAGGGGAAGUUGACCAUCAAAACCACUGACAUGGAAACCAUCUACGAACUUGGUAACAAGAUGAUCGAAGGCUUGACCAAAGAAAAGGUGUUGGCUGGUGACGUCAUCUCUAUCAACAAAUCGCUGGGUAAGAUCACAAAGUUGGGUAAGUCGUUUGCUCGUGCCCGUGACUACGACGCCAUGGGUCCUGACACCAAGUUUGUUCAAUGUCCCGAAGGCGAAUUGCAAAAGCGGAAGGAAGUAGUGCACACUGUGUCGUUACACGAAAUCGACGUCAUCAACUCGAGACAGCAGGGAUUUUUGGCGCUAUUCUCGGGUGACACCGGUGAAAUCAGACUGGAAGUUCGUGACCAGAUUAAUACUAAGGUUGCCGAAUGGAAGGAAGAAGGCAAGGCAGAGAUCGUUCCUGGGGUGUUAUUUAUAGAUGAAGUGCACAUGUUGGACAUCGAAUGUUUCUCGUUCAUCAACAGAGCACUUGAAGAUGACUUUGCUCCUAUUGUCAUUAUGGCAACCAACCGUGGGGUGUCUCAAACUCGGGGUACGAACUACAAAUCGCCCCACGGAUUACCAAUGGACUUGUUGGACCGGGUAAUCAUUAUCCACACUCAACCUUAUUCUGGUGAUGAAAUCCGGACUAUUUUGUCGAUUCGUGCUAGCGAAGAGGAAGUGGAGUUGAGUGGCGAUGCUUUGGCUCUUUUAACCAAGAUCGGCCAGGAAACCAGCUUACGAUAUGCUGCUAACUUGAUUUCGGUGUCGCAACAAAUAGCUUUGAAGCGCAGAUCGAACGAAGUCGACUUGGCUGACGUGAAGCGGGCUUACUCUUUGUUCUACGACGCUGAUCGUCUGUGCAAGUAUUUGGAAGAAUACCUGGCACAAAUGAUUAAUGACCAAGGCCAAGUGACUUUUGGCACCGACGGCGACAAAAUGGAAACUGAUUAA